Arabis nemorensis is the source of this 2430-nucleotide messenger RNA. The record is from the annotation of a GenBank genome assembly. Lineage: Eukaryota; Viridiplantae; Streptophyta; Magnoliopsida; Brassicales; Brassicaceae.
AUGAUGAUUAAUGGAGGCUGCUUUUCUGCUAUUAUUACCAUCUAUUUCUGCCUCCUUAUCCACACUCUUGCUUCUACUUCGCAACACUUUUGCCGCCACGACCAGAGGGAUGCUCUUUUGGAAUUUAUAGACGAGUUUCCGAUUGAUGCGUCUUAUCCAAGUUCGUGGAAUACGAGCAUCGAUUGCUGUCUUUGGGAUGGUGUCACCUGCGAUGAUAAAUCUGGCAAGGUGAUAUCACUCGACCUUAAUAGCAUUUCUCUCAACAGCUCUUUGAAAACCAAUAGUAGCCUUUUUAGACUCCAUUAUCUUCGUCAACUAAACCUUAACGGUUGCAAUCUCCAAGGAGAGAUUCCUUCUUCGCUAGGAAACCUCUCUAGUCUCACAUUUCUUGACCUUUCUUACAAUAGUUUGGUAGGUGAGAUUCCGGCUUCAAUAGGCAAUCUAAACCAGCUCAGAAACCUUAGCCUUUGGGGUAAUGGUCUCAUAGGAGAGAUUCCUUCUUCACUAGGAAACCUUUCUAGUCUCUUAGAUCUUGAACUUCAGGGUAAUCAUUUGGUAGGUGAAGUUCCGGCUUCCAUCGGAAACCUUAAGGAACUAAAAGUCUUGAUGGUUGGCUAUAACAGAUUAAGUGGCAAUAUUCCGAUUUCAUUUGCCAAUUUAACCAAGCUUUUCUCUUUAAGCAUCAGCUCUAAUAGUUUCACAUCAUCAACCACAUUUCCAUAUGACAUGAGUGGAUUCCACAGCUUGGAGUAUGUUGAUGCUAGUGACAACUCAUUUCUUGGACCUUUCCCUAAAUCCUUGUUCUCGAUUCCUUCGUUACAAGGGGCUAAUUUGGGAGGAAACCAAUUCACGGGACCUAUAGAGUUUCCGAAUACAUCUUCAUCAUCUAAGCUUCAGGAUAUAUCUCUUGCUCGUAACAGAUUCAAUGGCCCAAUCCCAAAAUCCAUAUCUAAAUUUCUCUACCUCGUAAAGUUAGACCUUAGCCAAAACAAUUUCACUGGGCCAAUUCCUAGUUCUAUAUCAAAGCUCGUCAACCUCAACUGGUUAUAUCUCAAGGACAACAAUUUUAGUGGGACAAUCCCUAGAUCUAUUUCAAAUCUAGCCAACUUAGAGUAUCUUGAUUUUUCCAACAACAAUUUGGAAGGUGAAGUGCCAGGUUUCGUAUGGAGAUUGGCGGGGCUGACGCUUUCUCACAAUUCUUUCAGCAGUUUGGAAAACCCUUCACAAGAGCCACUGAUCAAACAGUUAGAUCUGAAUUCAAAUUCACUCCAAGGACCAUUUCCUUAUUGGAUCUGCAAGCUUAAAGGGUUAACCUUGUUAGAUUUGUCCAACAAUCUCUUCAGUGGCUCCAUUCCUCCAUGUUUAAUAAAUCUCAUUGAUUCUUUGACAGACCUGAUUCUCCGUAACAACAGUUUCACUGGAAUUCUUCAAGAUAUAUUUGCCAAUGCUACCGAAUUACGAUCCUUGGACGUUAGUCGUAACAAGCUGGAAGGAAAUUUUCCAAAGUCAUUGAUCAAUUGCAAAGCUCUGAUACUUGUGAAUGUGGAAAGCAACAACUUCAGAGGCAAGUUUCCAUCUUGGUUAGGAUCUCUGCCUUCAUUACAUGUUCUCAUCCUCAGAUCAAACGAGUUCUAUGGGCCGUUGUAUCAUCGCGACGUGUCCAUUGGGUUUCAGAGUUUAAGAAUCAUUGAUAUAUCACGCAAUGACUUCACUGGUACUCUCCCACCUCACUACUUUUCCAACUGGCGUGAAAUGGCCACAUUUACCGACGAAAAUUACGUGUACAUGGAAAAUCUCCUGAAUUAUUCUAGUGUUUAUCAGUCGAUGGAAAUGGUGAAUAAAGGAGUAGAUUUGAGCUUUGCGCGAAUCCGACAAGACUUUAGAGCUAUGGAUUUUUCUGGAAAUAGAAUUUCUGGCAAAAUCCCUGAAUCCAUUGGUUUUUUGAAGGAAUUGCGACUUCUUAACUUGUCAGGUAACGCGUUCACAAGCGAUAUCCCGCGAGUCUUGGCAAAUUUGACAAAGCUCGAGUCAUUAGACCUAUCCCGUAACAAGCUGUCUGGUCCAAUCCCUCAAGGUAUUGGUAAACUGUCCUUUUUGUCAUACAUGAACUUCUCUCAUAACCUUCUCCAUGGUCCAGUGCCACAAGGCACACAGUUUCAAAGACAGAAAUGUUCUUCGUUCUUGGACAACCCUGGACUUUCUGGUCUCGAAGAUAUAUGUGGAGAAAGCCAUGUUACGAAUCCUACAACUUCAGAACAACAUGAGGAAUCGGAGGAACAAAUGUUCAACUGGGUAGCAGCUGCAAUAGCCUAUGGACCUGGUGUUUUCUGCGGAUUGGUGAUCGGACAUAUCUUCACGUCACACUAUCAAGAGUGGUUCACAGAAAAGUUUGGUCGGAGAAAACUCAGAGGCACUAAAAGAGCUCGUUAA